This is a messenger RNA of Octodon degus (degu), 2232 nucleotides long. RefSeq names its product nucleoporin 88 (gene Nup88). Gene Ontology annotation, molecular function: structural constituent of nuclear pore. Bases 16 to 2070 code for a protein of 684 amino acids. Lineage: Eukaryota; Metazoa; Chordata; Mammalia; Rodentia; Octodontidae. Gene Ontology annotation, cellular component: nuclear pore. The transcript has 16 exons. Gene Ontology annotation, biological process: mRNA export from nucleus; ribosomal small subunit export from nucleus; ribosomal large subunit export from nucleus. The record is from RefSeq and is a predicted model, not a curated record.
UGCGGUUGGGCCAAGAUGGCGGCUGCAGAGGGUUCCUUAAGUGAUGGUGAUCUUUGGCAGACCUGGCUUCCUAACCAUGUCGUAUUUUCUCGGCUCCGGGAGGGGCUAAAACACCAGCGCCCUGCAGAAAUUGAGAAACCGGCUUCCUCGUCGUUGUCCUCGUCGCCUCCUUUGCCGCCGCAGCUGCUUACGAGAAACCUGGUUUUCGGCCUCGGCGGAGAGCUCUUCCUGUGGGAUGGAGAAAGCAGCUGCUUUUUAGUGGUUCGCCUUCGGGGCCUCAGCAGUGGCGGCGAGGAGUCCUCCCUCUCCCAGUACCAGAGAUUGCUUUGCAUAAACCCACCUCUGUUUGAAAUUUAUCAAGUUUUGUUAAGUCCGACACAACAUCAUGUAGCACUUAUAGGAACUAAAGGACUUAUGGUAUUAGAAUUACCCAAAAGGUGGGGGAAGAAUUCUGAAUUUGAAGGUGGAAAAGUAACAGUGAAUUGUAGCACCACUCCAAUUGCUGAGAGAUUUUUCACGAGUUCUACGUCUCUGACUCUAAAGCAUGCUGCAUGGUAUCCAAGUGAAAUGCUAGAUCCUCACAUAGUGCUGUUAACAUCAGACAAUGUAAUAAGAAUUUAUUCUCUACGUGAGCCCCAGACACCCACUAAGGUGAUUUUACUUUCAGAAGCAGAAGAGGAAAGUCUAAUACUCAAUAAAGGUCCUGGGAAUAUUGGAAAGCUUUUGGGUCCAUUGCCCAUGCAUCCUGCAGCUGAAGAUAACUAUGGUUACGAUGCUUGUGCCAUCCUCUGCUUGCCCUGUGUCCCCAACAUCUUAGUGAUCACUACUGAAUCAGGAAUGCUGUAUCACUGUGUUGUGCUAGAGGGAGAAGAAGAUGAUGACCACACACCAGAAAAAUCCUGGGAUUCCAGGGCUGAACUCAUUCCGUCUUUGUAUGUGUUUGAGUGUGUUGAGUUGGAGCUUGCCCUGAAACUGGCAUCUGGAGAGGAUGAUCCCUUUGAUUGUGAUUUUUCUUGUCCAAUCAGACUUCACAGAGAUCCCAAGUGUCCUUCAAGGUAUCACUGUACUCAUGAAGCUGGUGUACAUAGUGUUGGAUUAACUUGGAUUCAUAAACUCCACAAAUUUCUUGGAUCAGAUGAAGAAGAUAAAGAUAGUUUACAAGAACUUGCUGCAGAACAAAAAUGCUUUGUUGAGCACAUCCUUUGUACAAAGCCUUUGCCAUGCAGGCAGCCAGCUCCAAUUCAAGGAUUCUGGAUAGUUCCUGAUAUUCUGGGGCCCACGAUGAUCUGCAUCACCAGUACUUACGAAUGCCUUAUAAGGCCUUUAUUAAGUACAGUCCAUCCAGCAUCUCCUCCUCUGCUUUGUACCCAAGAUAAUGUUGAAGUUGCAGAGUCCCCUCUCCGGAUUCUGGCUGAAACCCCCGAUUCCUUUGAAAAGCAUAUUCGAAGCAUUUUGCAACGCAGUGCUGCCAACCCAGCAUUUCUGAAGUCAUCUGAGAAGGAUUUGGCCCCUCCUCCUGAAGAAUGUCUCCAGCUCAUCAGUAGAGCCACCCAGGUGUUCAGAGAACAGUACAUUCUUAAGCAGGACCUGGCAAAGGAGGAGAUUCAGCGAAGAGUCAAAUUAUUACGUGACCAAAAAAAGAAACAACUAGAUGAUCUCAGUUAUUGUCGAGAAGAGAGGAAAAGUCUACGGGAAAUGGCUGAACGCUUAGCUGACAAAUAUGAGGAAGCGAAGGAAAAACAAGAGGAUAUCAUGAACAGGAUGAAAAAAGUACUUCACAGUUUUCACUCUCAGCUUCCAGUUCUCUCUGAUAGUGAGAGAGACAUGAAAAAAGAAUUGCAGCUGAUCCCUGACCAACUUCGACAUCUGGGCAAUGCCAUCAAACAGGUUACUAUGAAAAAAGACUAUCAGCAGCAAAAAAUGGAAAAGGUUCUGAGUCCACAAAAACCUACCAUUACUCUCAGUGCCUACCAACAAAAGUGCAUCCAGUCUGUCCUCAAGGAGGAGGGUGAACACAUAAGAGAAAUGGUGAAACAAAUCAAUGAUAUCCGAAACCAUGUAAACUUCUGAUACCACCAAGAAGAGUCACACCUGAAGUUAAAAAAACUGAAGGUUUAGCCCAUAUUGUAAAAUAAACAGGUAGCCCUAAUUUAUAAAGAGACAUUUUGGAUGAACUUCAGUGUGUUGUCUAUUUUUAAUAUGUUUUAUAAUUACUGAAUAAAUAAAUGUUUU